UCCCUCGUCAUUUUAAAUUUCGCUCUCGUUCACAACAAUGAGAGACAGGAAAAUUGAAAAACACCAAAACGACAGCAACGAAACGCAAAAAAGGAGUCCCAGACCCACAGCGACCGAGCGAUGGUCACAAACCCAAACAACUCUUUCGCGAAGACAAUCUGCUCCAUCUGCUAUGAAGAUCUCAAGCCCAUUAUCGAAGAUCUCCAAUCAAUCACCAUUUGUGGCCACGUCUUUCACGAACUCUGCCUGCAGCAGUGGUUUGAAUAUUGUUCGAAUGAAAAGAAGCGUAGCUGUCCAGUUUGCAAGCAGAAUUGCUCGGCGCAAAAUGCCGGUCGCCUUUAUUUUCAGUCGGUCGGGGACCAAACCGAACCGUUCGGGGAUCGCAAGGCGGGGGAGUGCGAGGAGGAUCCUAAGUUGUUGCGGGGAGAAGUGAAGAGAUUGGAAGGAAAAUUGUCGGGUCUCAAUACGAUUUUGGAGAGUCAAAUGAAGGAAAUGAAGCAUCUCAAUGAGGAAUUUUAUCUUUGUAAAGAUGAGUUGAAGAAAGAAGUUAAAUUGAGGACUCAUGCAAUGGAACAAAAAGCAUCGAUUCAGCACCUGCUUCGAUCGAAAUCUGAGGAGCUUGAUGCACUGAAGUUGGAGCGCAUCAGGCUGCAAGAUAGGAAUAUGGCACUUGCCAAAGAGCUUGUAGCACUCAAGCUGGUAUCGGAUGUGAAUCUGGAGGAAGAUGAGAUUUUAAAGCUUGCCUCUUUUGGUAAUGAAGCCAAAGAUACCCUAGACAUCCUGAGAAAGUCUUUGGUCAUUCGCAAUAAGACUUACAAAGAGUUGAUGGCUAAGUGUAACCAACUUGGACAGGGUGAGGCUCGUUCUUGUAAAAGACUCGAGAAGGCAAAAGAAAAGAUCAAUAAAUUAAAGACAAGGGUCAAAGAACUAGAGAUGGUUGUUGAAGUAAAGGAUAACGAAAGUUUGAGGGCUUUAAAAGCUUCAAAGAAGGCAAAUUGCAUAGGGCUUGUUGCAGAAGAUAUUAAGGACAAUUCUAAUGCUUUGUCCACAAAUACUUCAUGUGCUGGUCCAAAGGAACAGCAUCGUGUAUCUGUGGAUCUAACAGGAAGCUCGACCAGUGAUCGAGAAAAUUUUAGUUUCAUGGGUGAUAAGGUUGCCAAUUCAUCCAAAGAAUGUAUUAGAAUCACUGCCCUUAACAAACAGGGAAAUGCUUAUUAUGCAAGAGAUGAAGCAGCUUUGAAUCUUCCUACAGCUGUGCAUGUAAUUCCAGACCCUGAUUCAAAACAUCAGACCAGAGAGGGUGAAUCUGCUCUUGCAAAGUCAGAAGCAGUUUCUGAUAUUCACAGUGAAGCCAAAGUGCACAAAACAGUGAACCCCUCUGGACCUUUUGGCAUAAGAAUCAACAACGGGGAUAUAUGUUUCUCUAGUGGAUUGAUGGGUCCUGAUGGAACAAACCGGUACUUGGGGAGAUGGUGUAAGCGUGGUCAAAGCAACGGAUCAGUGGCCAUGCAAGGUACAAGUGCAAGUAACAGGGAUUUAAUUGCUGUUGGAUCUGAUGGGCGAGGUGGUAGAGUUAAAGUGCUGAGAUCUAUGAAUCAAUCCUUGUUGGUAGGAUGGCAAGGAAAAUUCUGUAUCUGCCAAGAAGUGCAAGUAUGGAGCUAAAACAAGCAGUUUGCAAUCUCAAGGCUGUUUACAGAUAGAACACUUCUUUGGGAGGGCCAGUCAGUAAUCAAAGGUGUGCCCUUUAGUAUGUGUAAUGUCUCAGCUAUUAUAUCGUGUCUAAGAAAUGCUAAAAUGCUUUUGGGAUGUUUAGAAGGAAAUGAAAUAGUAAUACCUUCUUUCCACUCAAUUAUACUUGUAUGAUUUUCUUCCUCUUGCCCCAAGCAUUAUUCAUAAUUUAACCAAGGGGCAAAGUGGUUGCUGUGCUUUUCAGUCUCGCGCAAUCAGUAACUUUUUGGUUAGAUUACUACUGAUGAGAUGGUUUCCAUUUGGAAAUUUGUUGGUAAAAAGCAUAAACAUUACGAGGCCAGUAUUUUUGAGUUUUGAUAUGAAAGAGGAUAACAUAUUUUUUUUUUU
Messenger RNA from Populus nigra (black poplar), 2076 nucleotides. RefSeq lists its product as uncharacterized. The record is from RefSeq and is a predicted model, not a curated record. The transcript has 9 exons. Gene Ontology annotation, molecular function: zinc ion binding. Bases 121 to 1662 code for a protein of 513 amino acids. Lineage: Eukaryota; Viridiplantae; Streptophyta; Magnoliopsida; Malpighiales; Salicaceae.